Molecule: messenger RNA, 1440 nt
Organism: Carassius carassius (crucian carp)
Lineage: Eukaryota; Metazoa; Chordata; Actinopteri; Cypriniformes; Cyprinidae
Product: alpha-(1,3)-fucosyltransferase 7-like
Exons: 1
Coding region: 25-1083 (352 amino acids)
Cellular component (GO): membrane
Molecular function (GO): alpha-(1->3)-fucosyltransferase activity
Source: RefSeq, a predicted model, not a curated record
CAUGCAUAUGGGCUCCAGCUUAAGAUGUAUUGCAAAGUGAAGAAAAGGUAUCUGCAACUCCUAAAGACUCUCUUUGUUUUAUUCCUGACCAUUAGCGUUAUCUACAGGUGGUUGCAGGUGGUUGAUAAACAACGAAAACAUCUCAAUGGCAGCAAAGCGUCACUCCCAAACAAUAUCUCAAUCCUGUUGUGGUACUGGCCAUAUGGUACCCGGUAUAGCCUUUCAGGGGACGUGUGUCUGAGGGACUAUGGCAUCUCUGGAUGUGUGCUAGGGGACAAUCGCACUCUCUAUAAUAGUGCAGAUAUAGUGGUUUUUCAUCACUUUGAGCUAAGGCUGCAUAAACAGCACCUUCCAGUGAAUUUCCAUCGGUCCGCCAAACAGAGGUGGGUAUGGCUUUCUUUAGAAGCUCCACAAAACAACGGCAACUUUUCGCAAUACAACACCCUUUUCAACCUCACCAUGUCAUAUCACCCUCAAGCUGACAUCACUGUGCCCUAUGGGAAGCUGUUACAGAGAAGGAAACCAGAUUUAGACUUUGUUAUACCAAAAAACAAGAGUUAUGAAGCCUGUUGGGUGGUAAGCAACUACCAAAAAUGGCACAAAAGGAGUGCAGUGUUCCAAGAGCUAAACCAGAACCUCAAAGUGCAAAAGUAUGGCCUUGCCGUCAGCAAACAUCUACCAAAGGAGGCUCUGCUUCCAACGAUUUCACGCUGUUAUUUCUACCUGGCCUUUGAAAACACACAGUCUCCACACUAUAUCACUGAGAAGCUCUGGAGAAACGCUUUCCAGGCUGGGACUGUGCCUGUGGUGCUCGGACCACCACGCACAGACUAUGAAGCUGUGGUGCCUCCAAAUUCCUUCAUCCAUGUGGAUGAUUUUAAAUCUAUUAAGGGCCUGGCUGAGUAUUUGAGAGGCCUAACUAAAGAUCCAGAAAAGUAUAAUGCAUAUUUUACCUGGAGAAAAGACUAUACAGUUAAAUUAUAUACAGACUGGAGAGAGAGACUUUGCAAUAUCUGUCCCAUCUACGGACAAUUUCCAACUCAAAAGGUUUAUGAGGAUUUGAGAGUGUGGACAAAAUGGUAACUUAACAGGCAGCUGACAUUUGUACCUAAAACGCUGCAAAAGAUAAUAAUUCCUUAAAUUCAUAUAGCGCUUUUCUAGGCACUCAAAGCGCUUUACAUUGUGAGAGGAGGAUCUCCUCAUCCACCGCCAGUGUGCAGCAUCCACCUGGAUGAUGAGAUGGCAGGCAUAUUGAUCCAGAACACCCACCAAACACCAUCUUAUUGGCCAACCAGAAUAUGGGGAUUGUUAGAAGGCCAUGAUGAUCAGAGGCCAAGGGACAAAUUUGGCCAGGACACUGGGGUUUACCCCUACUCUUUUUCGAAGGACAUCCUGGGAUUUUUAAAGACCACAGAGAGUCAGGACCUUGGUCUUAUAAGA